CCUACACUGUAUUAUAAAUCACACAUAUGUUACAAUGUAAAACGCCACCGGUGUACAGAAACUCAUUCCAAAUUUGUGACAGUUCCAUGAGGGGAAGCUUUAGCGAUGAGGAGGGGAAAGCCUCGACGGCAAGGAUUAUGUAAACGUGAUAUGAUGAUGGUUUUUAUUACUCCGAUAUAUGUAAUACCUUAUAUUUCCCCGCCGUGUAGUAGAACGUUAUCCUUACCUCAGUUGACCCUCACAUCUCGUUCUUGACAAUUAUCCCCCUCGUCACUUAUAAUUCCAGCGCAGCUUUUAUUGAAUACUACACUGUGAUUUAUUGAUAUGGAUCUUCCUCUGAGAAAAGACUUGCGGCCAAAAUCCGGUCAGCCCGAAGAUGCAGCAUGGAUAUGGGGAAGCGAUGAUGAACUAGGUAGAUUAAACCUUCAAACGCCGGAAAGGGUGAAGAAAGCACUGGAGACCAUCUCUUCUGGAGAGGUUAUCCCUCUUGGUCUCCCAUUCGACCAGGUUGCACCGCCAUGCUAUGAACGACAGGUUUUUAAACAUUCUAUCCAUGCUUUGGGAGAGAUCGGAUUUGACGACCUCUAUGACAUGAACCCUCAAAGCACUUCUCAAUGGGACGGGUUUCGUCAUUUCUCCCAUAUCCCUUCGGGGUAUUUCUAUAACGGGACCACCGCCAAGGAUAUUCACGGUGAAAAUGCUUCGACCAAAUGCGGCAUGCAAGCGUGGGCGAAGCACGGCAUUGCGGGCAGAGGUCUACUUCUCGACUAUGGCCGCUGGGCCGAAGCCAGAAAUAUCAAACCAGUAUAUUAUGACAACUUCAAAAUUACUCAUAGCGACCUUGUCAACGUGGCAGAGUCGCAAGGAAUCGAUCUGAGACCUGCCGCACAAGGAGGCGACAUUCAGAUUGGCGAUAUCCUAGUCGUCAGAUCUGGGUUUCUGAAGAACGCAAACUCGCUUACAUACGAGGAGAGGGCUCCUCGCCACCUCGGGAAGAAUAAAUUCGGGCCUCACGAUGAACAGCGCUAUAUAGGUGUGGAUCAGAGUGAGGAGAUUCUCGACUUAUUGCAUGACUCCUACUUCUCGGCUGUAGCUGGAGACCAUCCCGCCUUUGAAGCGUGGCCAUCAGAGAAAGAUUACUAUCUUCACGAGAAGUUGUUGGCACUUUGGGGGGUUCCCAUCGGUGAGCUUUGGGACCUCGAGAAGCUUGCAGAGAAAUGCGUCGAGAGGAAGCGAUGGACAUUCUUCCUCUCAAGUGCUCCUAACCAUGUAAAAGGAGGAAUAUCAAGCACUGCGAAUGCUGUAGCUAUCGUAUGAGACGGAUGAAUCAACCUAGAUGUCUUACAUUUAGUCCUUCUUCCUUCUUCCAUUUUUUCUGGACGGUAUAGUGCUUGUGAAAAUAAGGCUAGCUCAAGGUGAUAAUAUUGAGUGGCUGAUCAGUUUCAUGCCCCUUGAAUGUACGUAGCCGUGAUAGUGGAGAUGGAUAAAUGAAUAUGGCAAUAUCGCAGCGAGA
Daldinia decipiens is the source of this 1513-nucleotide messenger RNA. RefSeq lists its product as uncharacterized. Bases 325 to 1317 code for a protein of 330 amino acids. Lineage: Eukaryota; Fungi; Ascomycota; Sordariomycetes; Xylariales; Hypoxylaceae. Gene Ontology annotation, molecular function: arylformamidase activity. The transcript is spliced from 7 exons. The record is from RefSeq and is a predicted model, not a curated record.